Thalassophryne amazonica is the source of this 1919-nucleotide messenger RNA. Its product is annotated as U1 small nuclear ribonucleoprotein 70 kDa-like. Gene Ontology annotation, cellular component: precatalytic spliceosome; U2-type prespliceosome; U1 snRNP. The record is from RefSeq and is a predicted model, not a curated record. Gene Ontology annotation, biological process: mRNA splicing, via spliceosome. NCBI's taxonomy places the organism in Eukaryota, Metazoa, Chordata, Actinopteri, Batrachoidiformes, Batrachoididae. Gene Ontology annotation, molecular function: U1 snRNA binding; mRNA binding.
UUUUCCGAAGAGGUUUGUCGGGGUUUGUUGUCACAUUGUGCUUUUUUUUGGGGCACUUCUUUGUUUAGGGUUUGGUUAAACUGUGUGGACUGAUUUCAGCACACCUACGGAGACGGAAGACAUCACCAUCUGGUCCAUGUUUUAAUGAAUGAGACGGUGUUGGAGACUGGAAGGUGAAAGAUGACGCAGUUUUUGCCUCCAAACUUGCUGGCCCUGUUCGCCCCGCGGGAUCCGAUCCCCUUCCUGCCGCAGCUGGAGAAGCUGCCCCACGAGAAGCACCACAACCAGCCCUACAGCGGCAUCGCUCCGUUCAUCCGACACUUCGAGGACCCUAGAGAUGCUCCCCCCACCGACCAGGGCCAGAGACCCGCGAGGAGCGCUUGGAGAGAAAGAGGCGCGGAGAAGAUGGAAAGGAGACAGGCAGUAGUGGAAACAGAACUCAAGCUGUGGGAUCCACAUAAUGACCCCAAUGCACAAGGGGAUGCCUUCAAGACAUUGUUUGUUGCACGAGUGAACUAUGAUACCACAGAGUCCAAGCUGCGCCGUGAAUUUGAGGUCUAUGGCCCCAUCAAACGGAUCUACAUUGUCUACAACAAGAGAACCGGCAAGCCACGGGGCUACGCAUUCAUUGAAUAUGAGCAUGAACGAGAUAUGCAUUCUGCCUACAAGCACGCAGAUGGAAAGAAGAUUGACGGCAGAAGGGUGCUGGUAGAUGUGGAAAGAGGACGCACUGUCAAAGGAUGGCAUCCACGUAGACUAGGAGGCGGACUGGGCGGCACGAGGAGAGGUGGAGCGGAUGUCAACAUCAAGCAUUCCGGGCGAGAUGAUGCCUCGCGUUAUGAUGAUCGCUCUCUUGGGGGGGACCGUGGAGACCGCCAAGAACGGAGCCGAGAACGUGAUCGGGACAAAACCCGAGAUAGGCGACGGUCUAGAUCUCGUGAACGUCGUCGGCGUACCCGUUCCCGGGAACGUGAAAGGGAGAGAGAAAGACCAGUUGGUGGAGGUGAUGACGCCAGCGGGUCUAGCCGGCGUAGAGAGCGAGAGAGAGAUCGUGGAGUGGUACCAGGAGGCGAUAGCAGAAGUAGGGAAAGAAGUCGAGACAGAGACAGGAAAAGGAGGAGCAGAAGCAGAGACCGCAAGAGAGACAGGGAGAGAGGUAAGGGGUUGGAUGGAGAAGACGUUAACCAGGGAGAUGGCGUUGCAGAUGGUGGGGAACGUGUGCCUGAGGAGCAUGAAGGUGAAGUGGGCGAGGGUGUGGAGGAGCGUAGGGAUAGAGACAGAGACAGGGACCGUAGACGCAGGGACAGAGACAGGCGAAGAGGUGACCGAGACCGGGAGCACAAGAGAGAACGGGGAGAUAGAGAGAGGGGAGUCGGGGACCGGAGGGAGGAGCGCCACGGAGCCCUUCGAGAAGAUAUGGUCCCACAGGAAGAUGCUGUCCCUGAGGAAGACGGAGGCACACUGCCACAAGUGGAGGAGUACAAUGAAGAUGGCGUGACGAUGGAGCAGGAGCUGAUUCCGUCUGGAGAAGAAUACGGCUCCAAUGAGAAUGGAUACAAGAUGGAAGCACAGGGAGAUGAAUAUUGAGGAUUUUCUGUUUUUAGGCGCCGGACUCUUAGUAAAUGUGCCUGGCUUUCAAGGGUUUUUUUUUUGUUGUUGUUUUUGUUUUUUUUGUUUUUUAGCACAUCGUAAAAAGUACAAAAUCAUUCUGAAGAAAUUUCCCACCAAUGCUUAAAGUUGACACUUGAAACUGACUAAAUAUCAAGAGGGACAGUCUUCUUGUCCCAACUAAUCCGCGCCCCUUCUCCUUUGUGGCAGAUGCUGUUGAGGAAGUAAAAUGGCAUAUAAUUGUUUUGUCUUAACGUUGAUUGUUUUUAUUUUGACAUUCAAACGAGCAAUUAAAUUCAAUGAGCUGUCAA